AUAGAGGGGGCCCGGGAGGGAAAGGGGUUGUGUUUGCACGGGCGGGGACUUCCCGAGCCUGCCGGGACCAUGACCUGAACUGUGCGAGCGGGACGUGUCCGAAGCCCACGAACCAGCUCACCUGAGCCGCCCCUCCCCCGGCCAGCAUGGCAUCUGAAGAAGCCUCGCUCAGGGCAUUGGAAAGUCUGAUGACAGAAUUUUUCCACGAUUGUACGACCAAUGAAAGAAAACGUGAGAUAGAGGAGCUUCUUAAUAACUUUGCCCAGCAGAUAGGAGCCUGGAGAUUCUGCCUGUACUUUCUUUCCAGCACCAGGAAUGACUAUGUAAUGAUGUACAGUUUAACGGUUUUUGAGAAUCUGAUCAAUAAAAUGUGGCUUGGGGUCCCAUCUCAGGAUAAGAUGGAAAUCCGUGGCUGCCUGCCCAAACUCCUGCUGGCUCACCAUAAAACCUUACCUUACUUUAUCCGGAACAAACUCUGCAAAGUUAUUGUUGAUAUUGGACGUCAGGAUUGGCCCAUGUUCUACCAUGACUUUUUUACUAACAUUUUACAGUUGAUCCAGUCCCCCGUGACAACCCCCCUUGGGCUGAUCAUGUUGAAGACAACUUCAGAAGAGCUGGCUUGUCCCCGGGAGGACCUCAGUGUGGCUCGAAAGGAGGAGUUGCGGAAGCUGCUGCUGGACCAGGUGCAGACAGUACUUGGGCUCCUGACAGGUAUCUUGGAGACUGUCUGGGACAAGCACAGCGUCACUGCCGCCACUCCACCGCCAUCCCCGACCUCAGGAGAAAGUGGUGACCUUCUAAGUAAUCUGCUGCAGAGCCCUAGUUCAGCCAAACUGUUGAAUCAGCCAAUUCCCAUCCUCGAUGUGGAGAGUGAGUAUAUCUGUUCCCUGGCCUUGGAGUGCCUGGCCCAUCUCUUCAGUUGGAUUCCUCUGUCUGCCAGCAUCACCCCGUCCCUCCUUACCACCAUCUUCCACUUUGCGCGCUUUGGCUGUGACAUCCGGGCUAGAAAGAUGGCGUCGGUUAACGGCAGCAGCCAGAACUGUGUCUUGGGUCAGGAGCGUGGCCGGCUUGGGGUCCUGGCCAUGUCCUGCAUCAAUGAACUCAUGUCCAAGAACUGUGUGCCUAUGGAAUUCGAGGAGUAUUUACUGCGUAUGUUCCAGCAGACUUUCUACCUCCUGCAGAAAAUCACCAAGGAUAACAAUGCCCACACGGUGAAGAGCAGGCUAGAGGAGCUUGAUGAGAGCUACGUUGAGAAGUUUACUGACUUUCUGCGGCUCUUUGUGAGUGUUCACCUAAGAAGAAUCGAGUCCUACUCCCAAUUCCCUGUGGUGGAGUUUCUGACACUUUUGUUCAAGUACACGUUUCACCAGCCUACUCAUGAAGGUUACUUCUCUUGUUUGGAUAUCUGGACGCUCUUUUUGGACUAUCUGACAAGUAAAAUUAAAAGUCGUCUGGGAGACAAGGAAGCAGUUCUCAACAGGUACGAAGAUGCCCUGGUCCUCUUGCUCACAGAGGUGUUGAAUCGAAUCCAGUUCAGAUACAACCAGGCCCAGCUGGAGGAGCUGGACGAUGAGACUCUGGAUGAUGAUCAGCAGACAGAGUGGCAGCGGUACUUGCGCCAGAGCUUGGAGGUGGUGGCCAAAGUGAUGGAGCUCCUUCCCACGCAUGCCUUCUCCACACUGUUCCCAGUUCUUCAGGACAAUUUAGAAGUCUAUUUGGGAUUGCAGCAAUUUAUAGUUACUUCAGGGUCAGGACACAGGCUGAACAUCACGGCGGAGAACGACUGUCGGCGGCUGCACUGCUCCCUCAGAGACUUGAGCUCCCUGCUGCAGGCUGCGGGCCGCCUGGCCGAGUACUUUAUCGGGGAUGUGUUUGCUGCGAGGUUCAAUGACGCCCUCACGGUCGUGGAGAGGUUGGUCAAAGUCACUCUGUAUGGAUCUCAGAUCAAAUUGUACAACAUUGAAACUGCCGUGCCAUCAGUAUUGAAACCGGACCUCAUUGACGUGCACGCCCAGUCCCUGGCCGCCCUCCAGGCCUACUCCCACUGGCUGGCACAGUACUGCAGCGAAGCUCAUCGGCAGAACACACAGCAGUUUGUGACGCUCAUCUCCACCACCAUGGAUGCGAUCACACCUCUGAUCAGCACCAAGGUCCAGGACAAGUUGCUGCUGUCUGCGUGCCACCUACUGGUCUCACUGGCCACCACUGUGCGGCCUGUCUUUCUGAUCAGCAUCCCUGCAGUGCAGAAAGUGUUCAACAGAAUCACCGAUGCCUCUGCCCAGCGGCUGGUCGAUAAGGCGCAGGUGUUGGUGUGCCGAGCCCUCUCUAACAUCUUACUGCUUCCGUGGCCGAACCUUCCAGAGAAUGAGCAGCAGUGGCCUGUGCGCUCCAUCAACCAUGCCAGCCUCAUCUCCGCGCUCUCCCGGGACUAUCGCGACCUGAAACCCAGUGCCAUCACCCUGCAGAGAAAGGUGCCACUGGAUGACACCAAAGUGAUCAUCCACCAGACACUUAGUGUCUUAGAAGACAUCGUGGAGAAUAUCUCUGGGGAGUCCACCAAGUCCCGCCAGAUCUGCUACCAGUCGCUGCAGGAAUCCGUUCAGGUCUCCCUGGCCCUCUUUCCAGCUUUUAUCCAUCAGUCAGAUGUGACUGAUGAGAUGCUGAGCUUCUUCCUAACCCUGUUUCGAGGCCUUCGAGUCCAGAUGGGCGUGCCUUUCACUGAGCAGAUCAUACAGACUUUCCUCAACAUGUUUACCAGAGAGCAGCUGGCGGAGAGCAUCCUGCAUGAGGGCAGCACCGGCUGCCGCGUGGUGGAGAAGUUCCUGAAGAUCCUGCAGGUGGUGGUGCAGGAGCCUGGCCAGGUGUUCAAGCCCUUCCUCCCCAGCAUCAUUGCCCUGUGCAUGGAGCAGGUGUACCCCAUCAUCGCGGAGCGGCCCUCCCCGGAUGUGAAGGCUGAGCUGUUUGAGCUCCUUUUCCGGACCCUCCAUCACAACUGGAGGUACUUCUUCAAGUCCACCGUGCUGGCCAGUGUGCAGCGGGGGCUAGCCGAGGAGCAGAUGGAGAACGAGCCCCAGUUCAGUGCCAUCAUGCAGGCUUUUGGACAGUCCUUUCUCCAGCCUGACAUCCACCUUUUCAAGCAAAAUCUCUUCUACUUGGAGACUCUCAAUGCCAAGCAGAAGUUGUACCACAAGAAGAUCUUCCGGACCACCAUGCUGUUCCAGUUCGUGAACGUGCUGCUCCAGGUCCUCGUUCACAAGUCCCAUGACCUCCUGCAGGAGGAGAUUGGCAUUGCCAUUUACAACAUGGCCUCUGUGGACUUCGACGGCUUCUUUGCAGCCUUCCUGCCAGAGUUCCUGACUGGCUGUGAUGGUGUGGAUGCCAACCAGAAAAACGUGUUGGGGAGGAAUUUCAAGAUGGAUCGGGACCUGCCCUCGUUCACCCAGAACGUGCACAGGCUGGUCAACGACCUGCGCUACUACCGACUCUGCAACCACAGCCUGCCCCCCGGCACCGUGAAGCUCUAGGCCCAGCCCCGCGCGCCGCCUGCACCACCGCCACCUCCACCCUCACCACAGGGAGUGCCCAGACAAGCCUCAGCGCCCUGCUGUUCUCACGCCAGAGCAGUGUGGCCUGCGCCCGUCCCUCGGCUCCCCUCUGCCGGGGCCCUUGGAGCAUGGGCUGGAGUUCCCAGGGUGCUUGGAAGAGGCGGAGGGUCAUGUGGCGGGUGCCUGGGAGGCACCGGGAUCCCCUGGGGGUCCGUGCAGAGGGUGCACUUAGCAGUCAGGAGCAGAACUGCCAAGGACAGCCGAGGACAGUGCCGCCUUCUCACCAUUCCACCCCCCAGCCCGGGAGAGACGCCAUGGGCCCUGCUGUGGGACUCCUCUGCCAGCCCCUCCCCCGAUUGCCUUGAAAUCUCGGCUCUUUGUCAGAGAUUCACAGAGACUCGUGUUUUUGUUCUUGUUUUCUCAGCAUUCCAUUGUGAUACUAAGAGACUAAGAGGCUUAAUGAGAAAUAAAAGGCUUAUGUUGUUGUUAUAAA
Messenger RNA from Oryctolagus cuniculus (rabbit), 4038 nucleotides. RefSeq names its product exportin-6. The record is from RefSeq and is a predicted model, not a curated record. Gene Ontology annotation, molecular function: nuclear export signal receptor activity; small GTPase binding. Gene Ontology annotation, biological process: protein export from nucleus. NCBI's taxonomy places the organism in Eukaryota, Metazoa, Chordata, Mammalia, Lagomorpha, Leporidae.